AUGCCCUCUCAAGGCUCCAACCAGUCUUCAGGCUCCAACCCGUCUCAAGGCUCCACCCCGUCCGAAGGCUCCACCCCGAAACCGAUAAUCGGCGUCGACAAGGCCUCCAAAGACGCCGGUCAUCGCAACUUCCACACCUUCCUUCUCUCGUACAACUUGCGCAUCUACAACGACGAGGAUGUUCAGGAGGGCAGGGCUAUCUUGAAGGCCAUGGGGUAUAACGUGAGAUAG
Messenger RNA from Anthostomella pinea, 231 nucleotides. Lineage: Eukaryota; Fungi; Ascomycota; Sordariomycetes; Xylariales; Xylariaceae. The record is from the annotation of a GenBank genome assembly.